AUGAGAAUUUCUCACCUCUCGUGUCUCCUUGGCUGUGUCGGCCUAUGUGCAGCUUCUCUAGCGCGUACGGAAAGAAGCUUCCACACCAAUAUCAAGAGGGCCAACUCGUCGGCCGGCGCCAUGUUCCAGCUCAGCUCCGACUCCGACUUCCACUUUGAGAUCCUCCGCACGAUGUCCCUCUCACCGUACGAAGGUGCUGACAUUGGUGACGUUCUCAUUGCAGCCAACGAGAUCAAGCCUGGAGAUUUCGAAAGUUACUAUGCUGCCUUUAAUAAGCUUGCCGUCCGCGUCCACAAGGCGGCCAAAGAUAUUGACUCUCGCAAACACCCCGUCUCUGCACGGAACGCCCUCUUCAAGGCAGCGAGCUACUACCGUUCUGCCGAUUUCUUCCUCCACGGCAACUGGAACGAUCCUCGGAUCAACUCGCUCUGGGCGAAGCAGCUUGCUGCAUUCGACGACGCCAUGGCAUUGUUGCCAGUCCCUGGCGAGCGUAUCAACUUGCACGCCAAGGAUGACAAUUUCACCACCCCUGCCAUUUUCUUUGGCAGCGGCUUACCAGGCCCCCGUCCAACCAUUAUCAUGUGCAACGGCUAUGACGGUUCGCAGGAGGAGAUGUAUCACAUGGUGGGCCAGGCAGCGAUACAGCGUGGGAUGAAUGUCAUUACAUACGAGGGGCCAGGGCAGCCGACGGUUCGACGCGAGCAGAACCUCGGCUUCAUUCCGCAGUGGGAGAGGGUCGUGACACCUGUCGUCGACUACGCCCUCACACGCCCUGAGGUCGAUGCCGACGGUAUCGGCCUCAUGGGCUACUCGUUCGGUGGCUUCCUCGCGCCCCGGGCCGCCGCCUUUGAGGACCGUAUCGCCGCUGUGUUCGCCAUUGACGGCAUCUACGACUUUGGCCAGUCUAUCAUGGACAGCUUCCCCACGCAGCUCAUAAAGAUAUUCAAAUCCGGCAACGCGCCGCUCUUCAAUUCCAUCAUCGACAAGGCUGUUGCCGAUCCUUCGGCAUCGACGGCGAGGCGAUGGGGCGUACAGCAGGGCAUGUGGUCGUUUGACGUCAAGACGCCGUUUGAAUGGAUGUCAAGGGCGGAGGCGUAUAACCUGACAGGCUUGACGCAGAACAUCAAGGCGCCUGUAUUUGUAGCAGAUGCACAAAACGACCAAUUCUUCCCGGGCCAGGGUAAGAUUCUUGCGGAUAAGCUUGGGAGCCGUGCUACAUACCAUUACUUCAAGACUAUUGAUGGCGCUGGGGAGCAUUGCUCGGUAGGCGCGAGCGUAAUGGGGAACCAGGUGUCGCUCGACUGGUUCGAGGAUAUUUUGUCCAGAGGAAGAGAUUACUCCUAG
Messenger RNA from Hirsutella rhossiliensis, 1344 nucleotides. RefSeq names its product 2,6-dihydropseudooxynicotine hydrolase. The record is from RefSeq and is a predicted model, not a curated record. The coding region runs from base 1 to 1344 and encodes 447 amino acids. The transcript has 2 exons. NCBI's taxonomy places the organism in Eukaryota, Fungi, Ascomycota, Sordariomycetes, Hypocreales, Ophiocordycipitaceae.